This is a messenger RNA of Copidosoma floridanum, 1853 nucleotides long. RefSeq lists its product as uncharacterized. NCBI's taxonomy places the organism in Eukaryota, Metazoa, Arthropoda, Insecta, Hymenoptera, Encyrtidae. The record is from RefSeq and is a predicted model, not a curated record.
CAGAGCUCCAGAGCGUUCUGCUCGUGCGUUUCGGAAUCUCUGGUUUCGGAGCAAUAACAAUACACCGAUUAUACACUCACGAGACGCCCAGUUCUUAUUUACUUUGAUGUACUAAUUUAUUAAUGCACCUAAAAGUUCUGUGCUAUACGUGCUAUACAUGCUACGCAGUUUGAGCAACAUCGAGGGGUGAGAUUUUGUUAAACUAGUGCAUAAGGCUGAUUGGGGCGUCGACGGCGACGAUAUAGAAAGUGCACUGGGUUCUAUCGGGGAAUUAUGGUGAGAAAGGAUGGGGAGCUCGGGGGCAUCGACGACGAGAGCCUCGCACGAGUCAAGCUCAUCGCCGAGAAGAAGAGGCAAUUGGAAAGGACGGCUGAUCAGGUACACCAGGAGAUAAGCUCAUGCUUCGAGCGCCUGUUCGACAAACUGCGGGCCCGAGAGCGGCAGCUUCAGCGCCAGGUCGAGGCCGUCCAUCGCCAGCAGUUGGCGCUCGUCCAGUCCAACUCUGAGCUCCUGCCGGCCAACGCCAGCCUCGGAAUCGAUCUCAACACCGAGGCUGAGCUCCUCGCUGUCAUCCAGGACUUUGGCCGCGUUGACCUAUCCAACAGCAUGGCCCUCAAGGACUUUGAGCCCUACAGAGCCGAGGAGUACCAGGAGGACGUGGUCAGCUUCGACAAGAGCCUCAAAAGCGAAACCGAAGAGUUGGACGCCUUGGUGCGCAGUAAGCGCGACAACAACGCUGACAAGCCUGUCGUCAUUAACUUCAGCUGCCCUUCUUGCGACGUUAGCGUUGAGACCGCCGACAAAGACGCCGCGACAGCAGUUGCUCUCGCGCCUGCCGUAGCUUCGACGUCGAGACAAUUGGACGAGAGCCAAGGAGCUGCAGCUGCGAAUAUGAGCGGCAACUACUCGCCCUUUGCGGAAAACGACUCUGACUCGGACGAGUCCUCGGUGGAGGAGGUCGACAGCCCCGUCCGUGGCGAACACUCCUCCAGUUUCUUCGUGGGUGAAGAUGAGCACAAGACCAUUGAACAUUCCAGUCCUGGUGACGGUGGCGUUGUUACGAGUCCGAUCGAGGACAACGCCUGCGGCGUCGCCGAGGUACAAGACAAGUCGAAGGAGGGGCUGGCGGAUGAACACCCAAUACAGAUCCAGCAGUGGUUGCGGCAGAUCCUGGCCGAGACCGAGACCGAGCCGAUCGUCAACGAGACCGGCCGGCCCAUUGUGGUUGGCCAGUUUCCCAAAUUGCCGAGUAACUCUAGACUCUACCACGAAUUUCCCGUUGAAACGUAAAAAGGCUGAACAUUGUUGCGUAUUGUUGCCGAUACCCGAAAAAAAUCUGGACGAACAGAGAGAACGUAAGACCGACACGAUUAAUCGAGGAAUUGCUCAAGAGUUGUCGAUGUACCUUAUAGCAGUAAUUGUAGUCGCGUAGGUUAUGCCACUGUUGAAAAAUAAAAGGAGAAUGGACGUUAUCAUUCGCAUCUUUGCUCUACUUAAUAGAGAAGAAAAAUCAAGUCCUACACGGGGCCAAAUUCCAUUGAUGAUAUAUCUACAUACAUGUACGUGGAAUAUGAAUCGACAAGUCUGAUUUUCCAUUUGUGUAUUUCUAUCUGUAAUCUUUUCUCAAAUAAUCAUCUUACUCCGCGUCGUUGUACUUCUCAAUGAUAAUUUAUUAUUCAUUUUUAAUGUUAAGGUGUCUCGAUCGAAAGAAUUUGUAUUUAAUAAUUUGUACUUAAAUGUGUGUCGCAUCGCCGUAUUUACAAAUUAUACACGUAGCUUGGAUUCAAAGCCAGUGUCAUUGUUAAGAUCUUCAUCUCGCAUUUCAUUAAUUGCGUUACUUAUUACAUAGUUAU